This is a messenger RNA of Anolis carolinensis (green anole), 650 nucleotides long. RefSeq names its product cellular repressor of E1A stimulated genes 1 (gene creg1). The transcript has 3 exons. NCBI's taxonomy places the organism in Eukaryota, Metazoa, Chordata, Lepidosauria, Squamata, Anolidae. The coding region runs from base 72 to 650 and encodes 192 amino acids. The record is from RefSeq and is a predicted model, not a curated record.
GCGGGGGGCGUGUCCUUCCUAUCCCGGGCUCAUCCGCUGCCUCCAAGGCAGGGAUCCCAGUCUGUGAGGAGAUGUGGGUGUGGGCGCUGCUGCUCUUUGGGGCGGCCGUGGGCCUGUCUGCGGGGAUCCCUCCGCACGAGGAGGCGGCGCGGGUGGCGCGCUUCGUGGCCCACUCGUGCGACUGGGCCGCGCUGGCCACGCUCUCGGCGCAGGAGCCCCCCAUGCGGGGCCAGCCCUUCGCCAACGUCUUCUCGGUCAGCGACGGGCCGAAGGGGUCCCGGGGAAGCGGGGUGCCCUACAUGUACCUGACGACGCUGGAGGUCUCUGUGCAGGACUUGCAGGUGAAUGCAAAUGCCUCCCUAACCAUGUCCUUAGCGCAGACGUCUUACUGCAAGAGAAAAGGUUAUGAUCCUCAGAGUCCCUUAUGUGCCCAUGUGAUCUUUUCUGGGUUUGUUGAAAAGGUUCCAAAUGGCACAGAAGCAGACUUUGCCAAGACAGCGUUGUUCAGCCGACAUCCUGAAAUGGCUUCUUGGCCACGAGAUCAUGACUGGUUCUUUGCAAAGUUGAACAUCUCCAAUGUCUGGGUCUUGGACUACUUUGGUGGAAUCAAGACUGUGACCCCAGAAGAAUAUUUUAACGCUGUGCCCUAG